CUGAACAUUCCACUUCCUCCAAUUGCAAAAAUGGACAUGGACACUAGCAAACUACACUGGGGACAUCAAGAAUACAAUCUUGGAAAGUUUGCUGAAAAAUUCAAGGACUCCUUUCCUAAGAUCAUCAAUGUGACGGUGGGCUUUCUUGGACAACAGGAACUGGACAGUAUCAGCUCAAGCACACACAUCAUGGUCCACUCCCUGCUCUGUCAGCAGAGAGCAGUGUUUGAGAGCAAACAUGGGAAAGUCCUGUCCCUACCUGUCACCAUCUCAACUGUAGGCUUCUACAUAAUCAGAAAUGAUAGACGAGAAGGACCACCAAUCAGUCUUCAGGCUAUUUUGGAGUCCAACCCACUGCCAGUCAUCAUCCAACCAAUAACACCACUUGUCCUGCCGUGGCUGUCAGGAGGUCAUAGGCUGGACACACUGACAAUCACACGCACCUAUGAGGAGCAGCUCUUAAUUGGGUUUCCUUUCAGCAGCAAAGGAAUCCUCUCCAGACACACUCCUCUGGUGCUGCCCAUGUAUAUGAAGGAGGUGCGUAUUGCAUUGGCAGAGGGGUUGGAGGGACUCGAUCAGGGCCAGUUCGAGGACGCCUGUGCUACAUUGGGGGGGCAGAUCGAUGAACUGGGCCUCAGGAACCUUUUCAUCUUUCAAGAUAUCACCAUUUUGAAUAAGCAAGAGUUGAUUGAAAAGGGUCACGAAUACAUGGAGGUGAAGCCAAUCUACAUGAGUCUGAAGAACCAGGGUGAUGAAAUCAACCUUUACCAGCACCUUGACUUUGAGACAACCGAGCCUCCUACUUUACAGAGAAAAGCAGCAAGACCCCCACCUCUACCCCCUAAACCACAAUAUUUACAAAUAGCUAGACACAAACUUCCACCACUUUCUCCAUCAUUGGAGAACAAUUCCCAGUCCUACUCUGGCGGCUCAUGGCACCCACUCUUCUGCUCCUUAGCAGAGGUGCCCUCUAAUCUACGGGACCUGAGUGUGGCACAGGUGUGCUCCUGCCUGCGACUGCUCAACUUGGACCAGUACUGCCAGGCCUUCGAGAGGGAGCAGAUUGACGGGGAUCUGUUGUACACAGUUGAGCCCAGCAUGAUGAGGGAGACCCUGGGUAUGGAGAGCCUGCACGUGGGCAAGCUUCUCCGCUUCCGAGAGGGCUGGAGGCCCUUACUUGGAUCUUCUGGAGCUGAGCAGGUUGGGUAGUAAUGGAUUACCUGUAAUGGGGAUUAUAAUCAGAUUGUAAAAAUUUAAUUGGCAAUCUGGGAUCCAAACAACACUAAAGCGGUCAUAGAAGUGACAUUUUGUACUCUUGUGCUGGAUGGUAAAUUAUUUACAUAUUUUAUGUUAGGCUAAGUACCAUUUACAUUAGUAAUGGCUAAAGUGUCAUUCAGAAUAAAGGCUACUUUUGGAGUAAUUCCUGCUGGGAAGCAAACAUUCAUCCACACAGCAUGAUUAAAAGCACAGGUUUCAGGCCAAUAGCCUUGUCCCGAUGUCCCACCACAUGGCCGGUGGAGUCACAGACGUCAUUGACAUUUUCAUUUCCAUUGUCAAAAUGUGAUUGACUUUCAGUCAUUUCAUUUACCACAACUACAGCAAUAAGAUACAGAAAUAACUACCUACAUGAGGUCCAAGAAAAUAAACAUAACAUACAUUUUAUGUCCAACAAAAAACAUGCAAAACAAAAGAAGGCACAAGGAUCUAAGCUGCACUACAUGACCAAAAGUAUGUGGAUACCCCUUCAAAUUAGUGGACUUGGCUAUUCAUCCACACCCGUUGCUGA
Salvelinus sp. IW2-2015 is the source of this 1786-nucleotide messenger RNA. RefSeq lists its product as uncharacterized. The record is from RefSeq and is a predicted model, not a curated record. Gene Ontology annotation, molecular function: protein binding. Lineage: Eukaryota; Metazoa; Chordata; Actinopteri; Salmoniformes; Salmonidae.